AUGUUGCGGGAGCUUUUGUUUUUCAAUAUAAUAUUAUCUCCCUUGGUAUUAUCGCGACGAAGGCAUCAAAAGCAGAAAGAAUCAUCUGAAGAAUUGGGUGGAGAUUUGAUAACUUCUUUAAGAAAUGAUGCAAAUUUAGAUCUUUCUAUGGAUGAAGAGUAUGAAGAUUUGCGAGCUGAACUACUUGCAUACCAUACAGCUUUAUCAUCCCUUUCUGGGACGAGAGUUGAUGAUGGUUCAUUGCCACCCGAAGUAGCUGAAGCCGUUGCUGCAGAACCAGGCAAUAACGUCGACCUUGACACUCGUAGAUCGAUGAAAACGACUCCUUGCUGGAAACUCGGUGGUAUUUGUAUUCAGCACAAAAUGUGCAUAGGACAUCGGUUUCUUUCUGAAAUCCCCGGCUGCAAAGAUAAAGUAGAAGUAUGCUGUUUUACGUGGAACAAGUUCCAGACGAGGGACAUGACAGACAAAGGCGUCAGCAAUUUAGCCUUGCCGUGGUCAAUCAGUCACCCAUUUGGUGGAAAAGGGCUCAUUAGGCUUGAUGAAGUGCCAGAGGAAAUUGAUAAUAAAAAGAAGAAUUCAAAUAAUGAUGACGCCGAUAUAUUGGCCUACGACCUUUCUAGUAUUGAAGCACAAAAGAAAAAUAAAGUUUUGGAAUUACACGAAAAUGAGAAAAAACAUAUAAGUGCCAGAAAGCAAAAACAGGCUCUUAUUGUGAUUCUGAAACAAGAUAGAAAGUAA
Arctia plantaginis is the source of this 741-nucleotide messenger RNA. NCBI's taxonomy places the organism in Eukaryota, Metazoa, Arthropoda, Insecta, Lepidoptera, Erebidae. The record is from the annotation of a GenBank genome assembly.